AUGGAAUCACAUAAACUUCACCUUCAAAAAGUACUCUCUGUCCUGAGACAACAUCAGUUACAUGCCAAGUUAUCAAAAUGCUAUUUUGCACAAACUGAAUUGGAGUAUUUAGACCAUAUCAUCACAGCUCAGGGUGUUGUAGCUGACCCUGCAAAGAUCAGUUGCAUGACUUCUUGGCCAACUCCCAACACUAUCAAGGCAUUAAGAGGGUUCUUGGGCCUAACUGGCUACUAUAGAAAGUUUGUCAGGGCUGCUGAAGAGGCAUUCAACAAACUUAAAAUGGCAAUGACAACUACUCCUGUGCUGACACUUCCAGAUUUUUCAAAGAAGUUUAUCCUAGAAACAGAUGCUUCUGAUUCUGUCAUUGGAGCUGUAUUGAUGCAAGAUGGCAGACCCAUAGAUUUUCAUAGUAAACCAUUGGGUCUCAAAGCUAUGGGAUUAUCAAACAUAUGA
This is a messenger RNA of Papaver somniferum (opium poppy), 453 nucleotides long. RefSeq lists its product as uncharacterized. The record is from RefSeq and is a predicted model, not a curated record. Bases 1 to 453 code for a protein of 150 amino acids. The transcript has 2 exons. Lineage: Eukaryota; Viridiplantae; Streptophyta; Magnoliopsida; Ranunculales; Papaveraceae.